UGCAGGUCUUGACGUUCUAGCGCAAACAGCAACAAGAGACGGAGUAACCGAAAUAUAGUUUCAAAGUAAUUUACCUGAUAAAAAAAUGACAGAGUUGCAUCAGGCAGCAGCUGCUGGAGAUUAUGAUCUAGUGGAAGAUAUUGUGAAAAAAAAAUCAUGUGACCCUAAUCAGAAAGACUUGGACUGGAACAAAAAGACACCGCUGCACUGGGCAGCAUCCAGAGGUCAAACAGAAAUGGUUCGGAUACUGAUUGAAAAUGGAGCAAGGGCUUGUUUGAGGACGGACAAUGGAUGGACGCCCGCACACUUUGCAGCGGAGUCUGGGAGACUAGCAGUACUACGACUCCUGCAUUCCCUCCAUGCACCUGUCGACAAGGAGGACACUUCUGGGGAUAAACCUGUCAGGAUUGCUGAAAUCUAUGGACAUGAAGAUUGUGUUCAUUUUCUUGAAAAGGCAGAGAUUGAGAGCAGAAACUAUCGGCAAAUGGAAAAAUUAAAUGGACUGCCCUUAGAUGAUACUGAUGAAGAAUGGGAACAGGAGAGAAACGAAGCCAGACUGCAAGGAAAAACAAAAACCUGGAAAACCCAUUAUAUGGAAAAGAGCACCCGAAGACAAAGCCAUAAAGGUUUGUAUGAAAGCACAUUUCCGCCACAUAAGAAAAACAUGUUUUGAUAACUGAUAAUUAGGACAUAAAAAGUCACAAAUUUCUAAAAAAAAAAAAAAAAAAAAAAAAAAAAAAAUUCUAAGUUUUGACUUUUUAACUCAUGAAUGUGACUCUCAUAAUUUCCACUUUUUAUUUCAUAAUAAUGAUUUACUGUGCCAAAGCAUUUUUUUUCCCAUUAUGGUGGAAAUGGGCUUCCAUAGAUUUGGACAUGAUGCUGUGUAUAAGAUAAAGGCUGAAAGUUAUAAAAGCUAAAGCACUUAAUGCUCAUAUAAGCUGAUUUCAGUCAUGUAAUUUAAGACAAAAAAAGAUUGUAAUUCAUGUAAAUAUAUAAUUAUAUGCAUUUAUAAGGUGAAGUGGGCAAUUUCUGAACCAUCAGCAGUGGCCCCACAAAGAGUUGUUCCAAACAUGUCCAUUACCACCCACCACUGGUCAACUAACAUACUGGACCCAUCCCCUAACUCACUAAAUAAUCACACACUUCACCUAUAGAAUACUGAAACUUUAAAAGACAUACAGAAUUAAGUUAAAAACACCAAA
This is a messenger RNA of Megalobrama amblycephala (Wuchang bream), 1202 nucleotides long. RefSeq names its product ankyrin repeat domain-containing protein 66. Gene Ontology annotation, molecular function: protein binding. NCBI's taxonomy places the organism in Eukaryota, Metazoa, Chordata, Actinopteri, Cypriniformes, Xenocyprididae. The record is from RefSeq and is a predicted model, not a curated record. The transcript is spliced from 4 exons. Bases 86 to 673 code for a protein of 195 amino acids.